ACUUUGUUAAAAUGAUCAAGUUAAUGUUUAAAAUAGCUCUUUAUUUUGGUGUUUUCAUUGCACUGAUAUUAAUAUUACCGGCAAAUAUAUUACUUGACAUCGACCCGAAACCACGUGACCGACAAUUACCCGAAGAAUUUGUUGGUCCGUUCAAAGCAAACGAUGCUUUAACACAAUCGUCGGUAAUAUUGAAGAAUCAGAUCGUGGGACCCGAAUCUAUAGCACAAUUCAAUGGCCGACUAAUCACCGGCGCUGAAGAUGGAUAUCUUUAUGAAGUGAACGAUAAUAAUGUCAAACGAUUGCUUAGACUUUCAGAGAAAAGUUGUUAUCAAAUCAAUCCAUACAACCGGUCAAAGUGUAGUCGUCCGGCGGGUAUGAGAUUUGACUCUAAAGGAACACUAUAUGUUGUCGAUCCAAAUAUUGGUGUAUUUUUGGUGAAAAAUAUUUUUACAAAGACACCAAAAGUUGAACUUGUUUUUGAUAUUGAAGACACCAAAGCACUGGGAGGACAAUCAUCAAAGUUUUUCAAUGAUGUAGCAAUUGAUGAGGGCGCAGGACUUAAUGGAGGACAUGUAUUAUAUGUAUCCGAUAUUAGUGUAAGAUUUGACUUUUUUGAAAUGAUGUUUACUGUCUUUGGAUCAGAUACGGGAAGAAUUGUCAAAUAUGACAUAAAUGCCCGUAAAGUAGAAUCAGUCGUAAAAGAUAUAUUAUUGCCAAACGGUCCUAAAAAAGGAGAGUCGGCUAUUUUGGCAGACCUACCGGGAGAACCCGAUAAUAUAAGGCGAAGUGUUGACACUAAAUGUGAGACAUAUUGGGUAGCACUGGGAUCUGCUAGGACUGCCUCUAAGCCAUCUAAUAUUGAUUUUUAUAUGGAUAGGCCUCUUAUGAGAAAAUUUUUGUGUCGUUUUACACAUUUGUUGGGAAGUGCUAUCACAUCUGUCGGAGAUAUCCUCAAUGUAUCGGCUCUUCAAGAAUUUGGAUCAUAUUUUAAGAGUGGAUUUAUAUUAGGGGCCAUUCUGUUCAAAGAUAGUUCAAGAAAUUAUGGUAUGAUUGUUGAGAUCGACAUCAAUGGCAAUAUUAUUCAAACACUUCACGGCAAUCAUGAGAUAUAUACGUUGCUUUCAGAGGUCAGAGAAGUGCGGAUCAAUGAUAAACAGAGUGUCCUAUAUAUUGGAUCUUUUAUUAAUGACUAUAUUCUUAAAUUAACAUAUAUUAGAUAA
Messenger RNA from Oppia nitens, 1220 nucleotides. RefSeq names its product adipocyte plasma membrane-associated protein-like. The transcript has 2 exons. Gene Ontology annotation, molecular function: strictosidine synthase activity. NCBI's taxonomy places the organism in Eukaryota, Metazoa, Arthropoda, Arachnida, Sarcoptiformes, Oppiidae. The record is from RefSeq and is a predicted model, not a curated record. The coding region runs from base 12 to 1220 and encodes 402 amino acids. Gene Ontology annotation, biological process: biosynthetic process.